Lycium barbarum (goji berry) is the source of this 1761-nucleotide messenger RNA. RefSeq names its product E3 ubiquitin-protein ligase RHF2A. Bases 177 to 1316 code for a protein of 379 amino acids. Gene Ontology annotation, molecular function: ubiquitin-protein transferase activity. The record is from RefSeq and is a predicted model, not a curated record. The transcript is spliced from 9 exons. NCBI's taxonomy places the organism in Eukaryota, Viridiplantae, Streptophyta, Magnoliopsida, Solanales, Solanaceae.
ACCCUCUUGGAAAGCUAUUUUAGGCUCAGCCAUCACGCCAAAAUAAAAUAAAAAUAAAAAUAAAAAUUAAAUAAACAAAGGGAAAGUUAAGGUCUUGUUCCUUGGGCUUGUACUCCUUUAAUUUAUGUGGCUACCUCUCCAAACCCAACAUUCUUCUGAUCAACUUUUUCUUUAAGAUGGAGGAAGGCAAGAUGUCUGAGGAUAUUUUAACUUCGGCUGCAGCAUUUGUGGAAGGUGGAAUUCAGGAUGCCUGCGAUGAUGCUUGCAGCAUAUGCCUUGAAGAGUUUUCUGAUAGUGAUCCUUCUACUGUGACUGGUUGCAAGCAUGAGUUCCAUCUUCAGUGUAUUCUUGAAUGGUGUCAGAGAAGCUCCCAGUGCCCCAUGUGUUGGCAGCCUCUCAGCUUGAAAGACACUAACAGCCAGGAAUUGCUGGAUGCAGUAGAGCACGAGCGAAACAUCAGGAUGAAUCCUCCUAGAAACACCACAAUCUUUCACCAUCCGACUUUAGGAGAUUUUGAAUUGCAGCAUUUACCGGCAAGUGCAACUGAUUCUGAGCUUGAAGAGCGUAUCAUUCAGCACUUAGCUGCUGCCGCUGCCAUGGGAAGGACACGCCACCUUGCCAGAAGGGAAGGUCCGCGAGGUAGGUCAUCAGCUCAAGGCCGUCCCCAUUUUCUGGUGUUUUCAACUCAUCCAAAUGCUCCUUCUCCUGCUGGUGCUUCAUCUUCUACUCGGAGGAGUGGGGGUGAACCCACUCCUGAAGUCUUGGUAUCUGGUCAGAAUUCUGCAAUUGUUUCUGGACAACCAGUUACUCAACCAUCUUCUUUUCAAGCUGAUCAGGUUCCUGCCUCUGGGUCAGGAUCAAAUGUUGCUGUUAAUCAGCUUGGGACGUCCUCAAACAAUAGGACUCCUCCUCCUCAAUCUUCUCCUAACAAUCAAGACAGAGCUGGACCAUCAGAUUUUCAGUCGUUUUCAGAAUCUAUAAAGUCUCGACUUAGUGCAAUGUCAAUGAGAUACAAAGAAUCUUUAACGAAGAGUUCAAGGGGUUGGAAAGAGAAAUUUUUCUCUCGUAAUAGUUCAACAACAGAUCAUUGUGCCGAAUCUAGGAGUGAAGUCAGUGCCGCUGUUGCCACUGUAUCAAACCUAAUGGAGCAUGUGGAAACAACAGAUAGCAGAGCCAGUUCUGCUGAAUCAAAUAUACCGGAGGAUACUUUACCUGUCGGACUUGCUGAGCAGCAUAUACCUGUGAUUGGUGAUACCCAUUCUUUAAAUGAGGAUAAUAGGCAAACCCCAUGUGCUGCAAGUUCUGGUUCGAACUAAGUUUUGAAUGACUCAUAGCACUUUCUCUUAAAGGUGGUUACUCCUGCCACCAUCAAUGAUAUAUGAUUUGCAUCUUAUUGGAUCUAUGGUCAACGCUAGUACGCCGAAGUUCAUCACUGAAUGUAGCCUGCUUCAAUAAAAUAGGAGGGAUGGAUGUCAUCAUUUGGUCCGAGCCGUAUAUAUGCAUGAUAAUAUAGAUUUUAAUUGGCCCACUCUGGAUAGUACUGAUGAAAGGCGCACUCUGGAUAGUACUGAUGAACACAACUGUUUUCUUUUAGUUUUACAUGAACCCUCCUUUAUAAUCUUCGUUAGAAAUUGUUAGAUCAUUUUUUUUUAUUCGAGAUUCAGUAGCAUUGGACGUUCACUUUUAACACAAACCUCAAUCUUGAGUAACGUUGAAUGUGUAUAUUGAUUAAUCAUUUUCUAGGUGCCUUUACUUCUGUUA